CUCGCAUGUUUGUGCGCGCGGCUAGUCUCUGGCCCGCUUCGCUAUGGGCGGAACAAACACGACAAGAGUCUCCAGCUGAGAGGCGCAUGGACCCGGCCGACGACGAGGGUCCGUGGUGGCUGGUGGCGCUGCUCGCGGGGCUGGCGGCCACCUGCGUGCUGGCGCUGGGCUGUCUGUGCUGCAGGAGGGCCGCCGGCAAGACCUCGUCGCCAGGGUCGCAGUCCGGCGGUAAGGCGACGAAGGCCGUCGACCAGGCGCCGAGCAUGCUCGACUCCGGGCGGGAGUCUGCGCCGGAUCUGCAGGCGUCGCGCGGUCCGCCGGAGGCGCGGAGAACGGCGUCCCAGGACCUGUGCGGCUCCCCGUCGCGGUAUCUGCACAGCUCCGCGUCGGAGGACCUGCGCGAGUCGGCGUCGGAGGACUUGCGCGAACCCGCGUCGAAGGAUCUGCGAGAAUCCGCGCCGAAGGUCCUGCAGAACGUACUGAUCGAACCCGCGUCAAAGGAUCUGCAAGAAUCCGCGCCGAAGGACCUGCGGAACGAACUGCAAGAAUCCGCGCCCAAGGACCUGCACAAAGAAGUGCUCGAACCCACGCCGAAGGACCCGCAGGAAUCCGCGCCGAAGGACCUGCACAAAGAAGUGCUCGAGUCCGCGUCGAAGGAUCUGCAAGAAUCCGCGUCGAAGGUCCUGCAGAACGAACUGCUCGAACCCACGUCAAAGGAUCUGCAAGAAUCCGCGCCGAAGGUCCUGCAGAACGAACUGCAAGAAUCCGCGCCCAAGGACCUGCACAAAGAAGUGCUCGAACCCACGCCGAAGGACCCGCAGGAAUCCGCACCGAAGGACCUGCACAAAGAAGUGCUCGGGUCCGCGUCGAAGGACCUGAAGGAAUCCGCGCCGAAGGACCUGCGCUGCGAACAGCCCGAGACCGCGCAGGAGGACCCGCACGAGUCCGCCGCCGGGGACGUGCAGAAGCCGGCGCGGCAGGACCCGCCGCCGCCGCAGGACUCGGAGGAGCUGCUGCAGCAGGCGUCGGCGGCGACAGAGGGGCGACCCAGCGCGACCCUGCUGGGGGACCACAGCCGCGCCCAGCUCGCGCAGACCCGCGAGGUCGCGAGCACCAGCUCCGUCACGUGCCUCUCUUCCGCCCACUCCAUCGAGGACUUCUGCAGGGACCAGAUGGCGCGCGGCUCGCGGCUGCUGCACGACGGAGACCUGGAGGGCGCCAUGGACCACUUCGCGUGCGCGCUGGGGCUGUACAGCUGCCCCGAGGCGCUGUACCUGCGGCUGCAAGACGUGCUGUCCCAGGAGGGCAUGUGCGACCCCUGCACGCAGACGCAGGCCGCGCUGUCGGUGUACCUCACAUAUUUAGCAGAAACUCUGCUGAAUGACGACCCGGAAACAGCGGAGAACAGCACGGACUGAAGAAAAUUUCGCAGCGCGUUGAUGCAGACAAAAUUCAAUGUGUCCCCAAAAGCAUAUAUAUUUUUUAAACCAAGUGUUCUAUGUACCUCGGAGGUGUUCGGGAAGUUGCAAAAUUGUGUUUAUUUACAUAAAGUACUUUUAAAA
Bacillus rossius redtenbacheri is the source of this 1562-nucleotide messenger RNA. Its product is annotated as nuclear speckle splicing regulatory protein 1-like. NCBI's taxonomy places the organism in Eukaryota, Metazoa, Arthropoda, Insecta, Phasmatodea, Bacillidae. The record is from RefSeq and is a predicted model, not a curated record. The coding region runs from base 6 to 1418 and encodes 470 amino acids. The transcript has 4 exons.